CUUCUGCUUCUUUUUUUUUUUAAUCGAAAACGCAAAACCCGCGCGUUGGUGCUGAUUGUGAGUUUCGCUGCGGUUGCGGGGCGAGGGAAAACUCACAUGUUGCUGUGAAUAUAUCACCAGAAUCGUUAUGGCUGAUGAGGAGAUUGUAGCUGUGACAGAAUACGUUGAAGACAUGAUGGCAUUUCACAAAAGAACUGAGAUAGCAUGUAACAUUCCAUCAUAUUAUCAUGUAGGAAGGGCGGUGCUUAUAGAUGAAGUGGUUGAGUCACAUAAUGACAUUGGAUUCUUUCCCGAGACAUUGUAUCGUACUGUAGAUCUCAUAGAUAGAUUCUUGGCUGUCCAAGAAUUGGAUCAAUACGAAUUAGAACUUGUUGGAAUGAGUGCCUUGUUUAUAGCAGCCAAGUAUGAGGAAAUAAGGGAUCAUUCCUCGAAGAUGUAUCAGCUGUCAGAAACAGCAUACUCUGUGAAACAAGUAGUUGAGAUGGAGUGGAUAAUACUUGAUACCUUAAAGUUUGAUUUGUGGCAUCCCACGCCAUACGUGUUCAUGAAGAGCUUUCUUAAGGUUGCUCAGUCCAACAAAAAGGUGGAGCACAUGUCAUUCUUCAUUCUCUGAGCUCUCCCUAGUUUCUCAUGAGAUGCCUCGCGUCAAACCAUCUUUGCUCGCUGCUGCCUCAAUCUUCACCGCAAACUGGACUCUCGAUAAUAGUGAGAGGUGGAAUGGUGCAAGUGAGAAACAUACCGGCUACAAGAGUGAUGAUCUCAUGUGAGGAAUGUGCAAGAGUGAUGGUGACACUCCAUAAGAAUGCAAAAGUGGGGAACCUUACCAGUGUCUACUAUAAGUAUGCCACCAUAAAAUUCUUAAACGUAUCUAAAAUGGAGGCGGCUGUUUCUCUUGGGGCACAAGUUGAGAAAAUAAGUUGUGGUAAGAAGAGGAUUAGGGAAGAAGAAUAAGAAAGAAGAAGAGGCAUUGAUGGUGGACUGGAUUUGUAACAAUUUGCACAGUUGAAACUACAUUCAUAGAUGAGAUGGAAACUUGUACAUCCCUAUUUUGCUGGUUAGUACAUAAACUUUGUACAUCCAUAUUUUCCAUUGCAUGUCUGUUAAUUCGAUUAAAAUUUCCACCCA
Salvia splendens (bonfire salvia) is the source of this 1125-nucleotide messenger RNA. Its product is annotated as G2/mitotic-specific cyclin-2-like. The transcript has 8 exons. The record is from RefSeq and is a predicted model, not a curated record. Bases 128 to 613 code for a protein of 161 amino acids. NCBI's taxonomy places the organism in Eukaryota, Viridiplantae, Streptophyta, Magnoliopsida, Lamiales, Lamiaceae.